Macroventuria anomochaeta is the source of this 6607-nucleotide messenger RNA. RefSeq lists its product as uncharacterized. The coding region runs from base 59 to 6607 and encodes 2182 amino acids. Gene Ontology annotation, molecular function: protein binding; cysteine-type endopeptidase activity. Gene Ontology annotation, biological process: meiotic chromosome separation; proteolysis. Gene Ontology annotation, cellular component: mitotic spindle pole body; centrosome; cytoplasm. The transcript has 3 exons. The record is from RefSeq and is a predicted model, not a curated record. Lineage: Eukaryota; Fungi; Ascomycota; Dothideomycetes; Pleosporales; Didymellaceae.
CUUUAAAGCGCGCAGGCAGCGCUGCUUAACCUAAUAGAGCCCCUGAGCUCGACGACUAAUGGCCACCAAACCGGAAUCAACGCGCACACGCAUCGAAAACAUCAAGACCGACUUACGAGCAACGACGUCAUGUACAGACACAACAGUCACCACACUACGAGAUCUCCUGAGUCGCAGGAACGAUGAGCCGGUACAGAAGGAGAAUGUAGGUGUGAAGGUCCCAGGGGCACUGAGAAGGAAGGCAGACGCUGUGAAGGCUGCAGCAAGCAAGGAUGCGCCCAAGCCGGAACCAACCGUACUUGCACCGAGGGAGAAGUACAUACUGGCCACAGAGGUCGCCAAUCUCUCUCUGAAGACGCUCGCCGAUGCGCUGAAGAGCCAGACGUCUACGCCGCCCCCGCGAUCCACCAAAUCCACCACCAGCGACAGCACAACGCGCAAAGCUGCCCGACUGCCCACUGCCGCCCAGAAAGCCCUAAAGGAACGCUCUGUGUCGCAGGCAACGAACACAACGAAGCGAACUGCAGCGUCGUCACGACCCCCGUCCUCUGCCUCCUCUACUUGUGGGCCUGACGCCGGCCUGGUAGCAACAGCAGAGUGCGCCAGAGCGGCUUUUGCAUACUUAGGAACAGCGGAGGCUAAGAAAGUUGUGGGCAAAAAUGGACCACAGUUGCAGCUGGAGAACGGAGUCUUGGCACUCAUAGGAAAGCUUGUGGCGCUUGGGUUGGAUAACUUGGCGGUCAAGGAGAUCAGACUUCUGAAAAGGAGGCUAGAGGUCUUCCUUGGUCAUGCAGAGGCCAGGGACGCCGGUGUAGCUGUCAAGAAGUCGGGAGCGCAGCAGGACAUGACAGCAGACAAGGAGAGCCUUGCGUCGCUCCUACACUUCGGACCCAUCGAAUCAACGAGCCCUGCGUUACCGAUCAUCGCGAACGUUCAAACCUACACAUUGCGGAUCAUAGCGAGGUUGAAGAAGGCGCCCACUAUUGAAGCCUCUUGGGAGCAUCUGCAGCUAUCGAACGACUCCUCGCCUGCAAACCUCCUCCAGCAACUGGCGUGCACGUCGACCGGCGCACCGAAAGCGGCGCGACAACUCGAGUCUUUCGCCCAGACUGUCCUCUCGCUAUGCCCGAGCAUCUCGGUCUUAGACGAUGGAGCGCCACUACAGCCUUCGCCCGAGACUGUCCUUCGCCUACAACACCUCGCUUUCACGGUACGGAAAAGAUGGUGGGACUUGGUGAAGCACAAGAGCAAUGAGGAACACGAACUUGUUCAGCCAUUUGCGAAGUGUCUGGUUGCCUAUGCUCGCCGGUCGAAGCUGUCGCUCACGGAGAAAUACGACUUGUCGAAGUCACUGAGCACAGAGCUACUGGGCCAGCAGCUGUUGACACCUGGCGCUUCUGGCUCUUCAGCGCUGAUCACCAAGACGCUCUGUAACCUGGCGCAAGCUGCAGGGUUAUCUGAUGAGGCCUUGCGCUGGCUGAGUGCUCCUGAAGCAAGUGCCUUGUCUACAGGCUCUGCGGCGAAACAAGCAUGCCGGCUCGUUCGCAUAGCAACCGUCUCAUUGGAGGCUGCAAACAAAGGAGAAGACAAGCCUGGAAUCGAGGAGACCAUUAGUACUGCCUUGAAGGCUUUGCAAGGAAGCCUGGGCGGAUCUUCUACUGACCUUGACUCGUUGUUCAUGGAGGCUAAUGCGCUGAGACGAGCCGCAACACGAUCGCUCGCUGCAGGCUUGUCUGCCCGAGCACUCAGUUCAGAAGACCUCUCAGCCCAAGCUCGUGCCAUCUCGAUGAUUGCUGCAAGCGUACACUUCUCGGCAAGAUUCAUUGGGCGCAGGAGUAUGGCUGAUUCAGAUUUGGAUCCCCAGCAACAGCACGAAGAUCGGAUCAACAUGGCCUGGAAAUGUACGAAGAGCAUCGUUGAAUCUGUCAUUACAUGUUGCAAGCGGUCGACAAACAGCCCUGACCUCUGGUCUGAGCUAGACAUUAUUCUCCAGGAUUGCUGUUACAUACUUCGAAGACUUGGCGAGGAGUUUGAGAGCGAAGUAGUGACCGAUCCGCAAGCUGGAGAUGUGGUCUCGUCGUGCCUCGUUAAACUAUCCAACGCCUACUGGAACACAUACCUGCAAUUACGAAAGGCUGCCGCUAUCGACCCAGAGCUCCUCCUGGUGGCAAUGCGACGUUCCAUUGAUCUUGUGUCAGAAGGCUCAGAAACUCAGCAAGAAGCAGGUCAUCUGGCUAUGAAGCUUGAACGACUAGGCGAAGCCUUGGAUAACCUCCAAAAAGCCGGCGAGUCGCGCAAGGCUUUUGGACAAUGCAUUGGAUAUCACAUCUACUCCAAUGACCAAGCCCUCACAGAGAGCUUGGCACAGCACUCGCUUCAGACAUUGUUCGAAGGGGAAGGAACGUUCAGUACCCUCGGCAGAUUGCUCAAAGCUCUCCAUCGUUCGUACCUUGUUCAUGGCGUUAAGCGCGCCAGCGAACUCGCAUACCACGAUGACACCUAUCUGCAGCCCGACGUGCGGGGAGCAAUCCUGGAGUGGCAACUGAUACUGUUCUCUCAGACGCUUUCCAAAAAUCGACAAUGGGAUUCGAAUCUCAAUCACUCCAUCAAGACACUAACGCAUCAGCUUCUUGAGAGCUAUAACCCCGGGCGCUACCCUGUACGGCGCCUGAGGGUUAUCAUCCUGCUGCUGCAGCUUUCCCAGGACCACCCACACAUUGUGUCGCACGAUUUGUUACCCUUGGAUACCUCGCCAGACAAUAUCGCUACGGUAGAUCUUUCUGAGGAUGAAAGCCUGUCCAGGUUCAAGGAGCACCUGAGCGCUCUCUGCAGCUUCAAGUUAGCGAUGCAGCAAGCCUUCCCGCCUACCGAGACCUUGCGACAAUGUUUUGCAACCUGGGAGUUUCUCGCAAAAUCUGCUUCCAGUUGGACUGCUUUGACCGAACGUGUUGGCGGUGUCGAUAGCUGGAUUCAUGACAUUCGAGCGUGUGUCGAUUGCCUCAACGCUAAAGGCGAAGAGUACCUUGCACUGCCUGUCUUGCACCUCUUGGUUACGAUAUUCGAGUUGCAGAACAACACAGAUGCUUCGAACCUUGUUUGCAAUCUUUCAGCGCUCUCUUUACAGUUUCUACGGCUUGGUUACACUGGCAAAGCUGGACUGUCACUGGCGAAGGCCGAGAUCCUCAUCGAUCGCCAAACGGUGUCGACAGAAUCCAAGUUGAAAUGGCAUACGGCGUAUGCAGAAUACCUUUUUCGCAUUGGUAACAUUGACAAAUGUGCAUCUAUCUUGUCUGCUGCCGAGUCCAUUGCACGCGAUGACGCUCUCUUCGUGGACUUGUCGAAGUCUUCUGCCACUAUAUCUCAACGCUUGCGGUACAACAGCAUCUUGGCAAAUGCCUGCUAUGUCUACUCCCUGCUCGCUAGUUCCAAAGGAUCUCACAAAGAGGCUGCAAGAUACGCCAAGCAAUGCGUCACGCUCAAUCGCCGUAUGUGGGCCGCACUCGAGUCCAAAGUCAACGCACAGAAGGCGGCACUCGCUGAACAUGAAGCAUCAACAAUAGAGGGCUCAAGCAAGCUGAGCUUCGACCCACUACCAUCCAUGCGCGACGACAAGGGUGCACCGAUAGUAUCUUCGAACACACAUGAUGUGCUAGGAGGCGCAGACUUCUGGUUCAUGGUGCCUUCACUGUAUCGUGGACUCAUGCAACACUCACAAGUCUUCGCGAACCAAGGGCUGUUGCAUGAGGCAAUCUACGUUGCAGAACAGGCAGAGAGAGUUGCUUUGGCGACGCGCUCGCCUUCUCUGAUGACCGACAACGCAAGCUGGCAGGCGGCAUGCUGGGCACAAAGUGGCAGGCCUGACAAGGCUGGACCACUACUCAAUGCUCUUGAUCAACCUUCAGAUCGCAAGUGUCUGUCUGUUGCAGCGUACCACUCAGCUGUUGCCAGGGUACACCACUGCACUGGAGAUUUCGACGAAGAAAUUGCGUCGUACGGUGUGUUGGAACAGCUUCUGGACGAUCUCACGAGGCCAGCCUAUAUCAGAUCUCUGGGCGCUAUACAUCCGGACCUUGAUUCACUCGCCUCGCAAAUAGCUGGUAUGAGCCUCGACGCCACGAAAGCCAGAACCGCUAGAGCACCAGCAACCACCAAAGCCCAGAAGCCCGUAGCAAAGCCCGUAACAAAGCCCGUCUCAAGACCAACAUCGCGUGCGGGUGCAAGGUCUGCUACAGGCACUCGUUCUCGAGGCGGCACCGCAAGUGCUGCAAGUGUAACAAGCAUUACAAAACCUGCUCCUAAAGGUCGACCAAAAAGCAUGAUUGCAGCUCCGAGCUCUGAGACCGUGAGCACUACAGAUCAGUGUACGACCUUGCGUGCUCUUCAAGCUGAAGUGCUUCAUCGAGGUGUGCAUGCAAACCUCUUGCAGGACAAUCUGAAAGCGGCAACAGCCUUGAUUGAAAGAGUGCAAGAGCUUCACGUUGGCGCCGACCGAGACGUUCAGCACACCUGGGCAAAGUUCAAGUUGAUGCUUGCAGAGAGCGCCCAGCAGAUUGCUGCGGACUUUGCAUUUAACACACUUCCUGAGUCCACAAUAGCAUUUCCUGCUAUUGGUACGAAGGACAGGCGGAUGUCCGAAGGAGUGCUUGUGAAGAAGGCUACGCCUACGGCUACCGCCAAAGCCAAGGGCGGUCGCGUCAAAAAGGCGACAACGGCUGUAAAGAUCAACUUCACGGACACGCUGCGCCAAGCACGAGAACAUCUGCUCGAAGUACAUGCUUUAUCCGCUACGCACGGCUCAAAUCACUUGUUUCAGCAGGUGUCCAACGCACUCGGUCAUAUUACGGUUCUGCUCUCAGCUGUAUGUGAGGCUCGUGGCUCUGUGCACCCACUGUAUGCUGCGUACACAAGUGAAAUCCCUAAAUGCAACGCCAUGAGACUAGCACAAGAAUUUGUGGAGUCUGAGAAGGAGCAAAUGUCGCGCGACGAAUGCCUGCGUUGGCCGCUACUCGAAGCCUCCAACUUCAGCCUCACGUCGGCGUCUGAUUUUCAACAUGAGUACAUCGAUACCAUACCAGAGUCUUGGACCGCCGUAUCACUUGGGCUGAAUGAGGCUCACGAUGAACUAUAUGUCACCCGCUUUGAAGCCGGUGUGACUCCUUUCGUCCUACGCUUACCACUUGCGCGCCAUGCUUCUCGCGAUUUGGACGAGGAUGAGUUCACAUUCGAGGAUGGCAAGCGAGACUUCGAUGAAAUCAUUGAGCUUAGCGACUUCAGCACACGCAGUGCAAAAGAUAUGACCUCAAGAGAAGCACGACAGCAAUGGUGGGACGAACGUGAAGCUCUUGAUACACGUCUCCAUGAGCUGCUGGUCAACAUGGAAAACAUCUGGCUCGGUGGGUUCAAAGGUAUCUUCUCUCAGCAUAUGCGACAGCCUACGCUCCUCGCCAAGUUUCGAAAGGCAUUUGAAGAUGUAUUGAACCGUCACCUACCAUCCCGCAGCAAAAAGACGCAAUCGAAGCGGCCUAUUUUGGAUGCACGAGUCUUAGAGCUCUUCAUUGGGCUUGGAGACAUUGCGAACGAAGAGCUUGAUCUCGACGAAGCACUGACAGACUUGAUCUACUUCAUUGUCGACAUACUCCAAUUCAAUGGAGAAGCCAACGCCUACGAUGAAAUCGACUUCGACGCAAUGGUCAUUGAGACACAAGAUGCACUCAAAGCUUACCACAGUGGCGCUCGCAGUUCUUCAUCGUCUACACCACACACCAUUCUCAUGCUCGACAACAACCUCCAUGGCUUCCCCUGGGAGUCCCUUCCCUGUCUCCAAAAGCUGUCCGUCUCCCGCCUCCCCUCGCUCGCCGCACUGCGCGAGCGACUCCUCACCCUCCAGCCCUCCGGCAUAGAUGAAGCUGCCCCAGGGCACUACAUCGCCGCUUCUGCCGGCGGCACAACCAUCUUAAACCCUGGCGGGGAUCUAGCAAACACGUCAAAGACGCUCCAACCCAUCCUCAACUCUCUGCAAGGCGACUGGACGCACAUACACUCGCGCCCGCCAACAGAGACAGAGUUCUCCACUGCUCUCGGCACGCGCGACCUACUCCUAUACUUCGGACACGGUAGCGGUGCACAAUUCGUGCGCCAAAAGUCCGUUCGCAAGUUGUACCCUGGCAAGCAAGAAGAAGGCAGCAUGAAGUCCGGCUGCGCGACCGCAUUCUUAUUCGGUUGCUCUUCCGUGCAUCUGACGGAGAACGGCAUCUACGAACCAAGCGGCAUGCUGCAAUCCUACCUCACGGCCGGCGCGCCGGCAGUUGUGGGUAUGCUGUGGGAUGUCACGGACAAAGACUGUGACCGUUUUGCUGUGCGGGCGGGUGAGCUUUGGGGGCUUUGGCCUGAGGUGCAAGAAGAGAUUGAUGCGAAGCCAAGUAAGACUCCAAGGAAGGGUACGAAGGGGAAGGCGAAGGCGAAGCAAGUUGAGGGUGAGAGGAAGGGGGAGUGCAGGAGAGGCGUGGGACUCGAUGAGGCUGUGAGGGAUGCGAGGCAAGCGUGUUACCUUAAGUACCUCAAUGGUGCUGCGGCGGUCGUGUAUGGGAUUCCGUGUUACUUGGAGUAG